GAGAUCUCUCUGAAUAUGAUUGAAUGUGAGUUGAAUUGAAAGGAAAUUACACAACUAUACUAGAGAGAGAUCUAUCUAAUCUAUUAUUAUUUUCUUUGAAUCUGGAAAUGCAAUGGGUUUAGGGUCGGUAUUGAUAUACACGAUCUUAGCCCUAAUUGUUCUCUUUUUCCUCUCUUCACACUCUCCCUUCAACAAUCACCACUCUUCCCACCGUCAUCGCCGCCUCAAACUCCGUUCCAACUUCACACUCUCUCCAUCCCGUUCCCAUUCUUCUCACCAACCCGUCCCCUUCGACCCACUCGUUGCUGAGCUCGAACGCCACCGCGAAGACAAACAAUGGGAACAACAACACAUCCAACACGCUCCUCCUCACGAAUCCCAACCCGAGUGGGAAGACUUCAUGAACGCUGAAGACUUCAUCAAUGAUGAAGAUAAGUUCAAUGUUACAUCUAGACUUCUUCUUCUUUUUCCCAAAAUUGAUGUCGACCCUGCUGAUCAAUUUGUUGAUCUUCAUGAGUUAACUAUGUGGAAUCUUCAACAAGCUCAUAGAGAGGUUCUUCAUCGUUCUCAAAGAGAAAUGGAACUUCAUGAUAAGAAUCAUGAUGGUUUUGUUUCUUUCUCCGAGUAUGAUCCUCCUAGUUGGGUUAAAUCUGCUGAUAAAGAAUCUUUUGGCUAUGAUAUGGGUUGGUGGAAAGAAGAGCAUUUUAAUGCAUCUGAUGCAGAUGGAGAUGGUGUUCUUAACUUAACUGAGUUCAAUGACUUUCUGCACCCAGCUGAUAGCAACAGCACAAAGCUUCAACAAUGGUUGUGCAAGGAGGAAAUCAGAGAAAGAGACUCAGACAGAGAUGGGAAGGUCAACUUCAAAGAAUUUUUCCAUGGGCUCUUUGAUUUGGUAAGAAACUAUGACGAAGAAAGUCACAAUGACUCCCAUCAUUCUGAUAAUUCAUUGGAUGCUCCAGCUAGAAAAUUGUUUGCUCAGCUUGACCAAGAUGGUGAUGGGUUGUUAUCGGAUAUUGAACUACUGCCUAUAAUUGGGAAACUCCAUCCGUCCGAGCAUUAUUAUGCAAAGCAACAAUCAGAAUAUAUCAUUUCACAGGCAGACGUUAACAAAGAUGGGCGGCUCACUUUGCCUGAGAUGAUCGAGAAUCCAUAUGUAUUUUAUAGUGCUAUUUUCAACGAUGAUGAAGAUGAAUAUAAUGAUUACCAUGAUGAGUUCCGAUAAAUUCAUGUUAGAAUAUUGAAACAAUUUCAGUGACAAGGAGUCCAAAUUUGAAGGUUAUGAGAUGGCAGAGUUUUGAUGUUUUGCCUUUAUUAGGUUGCUAGUCUCAAUCCUGGUGGGGUUUUUGGGAAUGGCAACAUUGGUUGCUUCUUUCCAUUCAUAUUAUCUGUUGCUGAUAGGAUCCACCAUGGCUUGUCAUGGAGUCACACCUAGAUCAUCUGGAGGGUAAUAGGAUCUUAACUUCAUUGUAAAAUUAGAAUGAUAUAUACAGAUUUUCAAAUCACACUGGAUGAGCCGUCAUUAAUUAAGUGUUACACUCAGUUCUCGAUGGAUAACACAUGUACCAUAUAACUAUAUUGACCAAUUUGACCGUCAUGUUCCUAGAUGGACUAAAAGAUUUAUUUUUGAACCCAA
Medicago truncatula (barrel medic) is the source of this 1633-nucleotide messenger RNA. Its product is annotated as calumenin. Gene Ontology annotation, molecular function: calcium ion binding. The coding region runs from base 113 to 1222 and encodes 369 amino acids. The transcript has 7 exons. NCBI's taxonomy places the organism in Eukaryota, Viridiplantae, Streptophyta, Magnoliopsida, Fabales, Fabaceae. The record is from RefSeq and is a predicted model, not a curated record. Gene Ontology annotation, cellular component: endoplasmic reticulum.